Molecule: messenger RNA, 2352 nt
Organism: Ziziphus jujuba (common jujube)
Lineage: Eukaryota; Viridiplantae; Streptophyta; Magnoliopsida; Rosales; Rhamnaceae
Product: G-protein coupled receptor 1
Exons: 9
Coding region: 320-1282 (320 amino acids)
Biological process (GO): adenylate cyclase-activating G protein-coupled receptor signaling pathway; cell surface receptor signaling pathway
Cellular component (GO): plasma membrane
Molecular function (GO): G protein-coupled receptor activity
Source: RefSeq, a predicted model, not a curated record
CAGCUAAAAAAUAUAUAAACUUCGCCUUCGUCGCCUGUGAGAUUCGAACUCACGCGGGGAAACCCCACUUACUUAGCAGGCAAGCGCCUUAACCACUCGGCCAAAGCGACGGGAUGAUACAACUUUGAGCUUUUGAAAAUAUAGCGGAAAGAACGAUGUAAACCGCGUUCCCUUCUCAAUUCGAACUUUUACUUUCGGCAGAGCGAUUUCUCUUCGUUUGUGUGUGUGGGCGCGAUCGGAGUCUAGAACGAUAAUCGUUACCAACGAAACAGCUUAUAUAACAUAACGGAAACAGUUCCGUUCUCGCAUACACAGAGAAAUGCCGAUGACGGUGCAAUCCGCCGGGAAUCUGUUGGCACACGAUCGCGGCGUUUUGACUGCGGUGGUCGCCGGAGCAUCCAGUCUUUCUUUCGUAGGUUCGGGCUUCAUAGUUCUCUGCUACGUCCUCUUCAAAGAGCUCCGCAAGUUCUCAUUCAAGCUCGUCUUCUAUCUCGCCCUAUCUGAUAUGCUUUGCAGCUUCUUCAGCAUGGUUGGGGAUCCAUCCAAAGGAUUAUUUUGUUAUGCUCAGGAAUAUAGCACUCAUUUCUUCUGUGUGGCAUCUUUCUUGUGGACUACAACAAUUGCUUUUACUCUUCACCGUACAGUUGUUAGACACAAAACAGAUGUUGAAGAUUUGGAGGCUAUGUUUCACUUGUAUGUGUGGGGGACAUCACUAGUUAUGACUGUCCUUAGAUCUAUUGGUAAUAACCACCAUGGACACUUGACCUCGUGGUGUUGGGCACAAACAGGGCGUACUGGUAAGGCAAUUCACUUCCUAACGUUUUAUGUGCCACUAUGGGGUGCAAUUCUUUACAAUGGUUUUACAUACUUUCAAGUGAUACGCAUGCUAAACAAUGCAACUCGAAUGGCAGUAGGUAUGUCGGACCGAGCAUAUCAACAAGAUGCAAGAGCAGACAUGAAGGCUUUAAAUCGGUGGGGAUACUAUCCACUCAUUCUGAUAGGAUCAUGGGCUUUUGGAACAAUAAACCGCAUUCAUGACUUUAUUGUGCCUGAUCAUAAUAUCUUUUGGCUCUCGGUGCUUGAUGUUGGGACAGCUUCACUUAUGGGCCUCUUUAACUCAAUAGCUUAUGGUCUAAACUCUUCAGUGCGUCGAGCAAUAUAUGAAAGAUUGGAUCUGUUCUGGCCAGAGAGGUUUCGGAGAUGGUUCCCCUACAGUUCAAAGUUCAAAAAUCAACAGCAAGAGAGUGAACUAGUUUCACUGAAAGUUCAAGAUGAACAAUAGCAAAUUCGAAUUAUCUGUAACUCAAGCUUGCAUACUUCAUCUCCUGCCCCAAUUUUCAACAUUUUUUUCCCUUCACAGGUUUGGAACUGUGAAACAAAAGACACAGCAUCAGUGACAGAUCUAUUUAAUUGCCAACGUGAUUCUCUCCUCUACCCCGUUAUUCUCCUUCUCAAGGCUGAUUUAAAAGUUCCUGAUAGAUCUUCUGGUUUUUGGAAAAAAGGUUUACUUCGGAAGGACAUGUGAAAAUUUGUACAAUAUACAGAGAGAUAAGGUUAAAGUGCUUCUCCAUUGAUUUAUGUAAGAUAAUGUUGUUGAUUAGGAGCUCUCUAUUGUCCUAACCUCUUGAUGUUUUCAUGUAAAUGUAUCUUUUUCCUUGCUUGGCCUUUUUUCCUUUUCACAAUCUAAUUCGUUGUUAUUCUUCAAAUUUGACCUGUUUUUGGCGUUUUUCAUUUUUUAUUGAAAAAGUUGAAGAGAACCAAAGUACAGGUUUUCUGUUGUCUAAACGGGUGUACUACUUCAGCAGCAAAAGUUUGCUAUUAGAUUUCAAGGACAAUGAAGUUUGGGGACUUCCAAGGAGAGUGAACUGGCGAUAACUACUCUUAAAACAACCUCCAAACUAAGUUGAAUACAAUCCCAGUCCUUAUAAAUAUAUUUUCUUUUUAUGGGCAAUUCUGUAAUGCAAUAAAUUUCAGAAAAAAAAUAAAAUCAAGGUUGGGAGACGAAGCGGAUGUUGAUGAUUCUUCCCAAUAUUUGACUACCAUUAGAGUGUUCCUUCUCCGCGGAAUUCAUGGUUUUUCCCGGAAAAGUUAUUUCCCCUUAAACCAACAACAAACUUGUGGCAAGAUAUUUAUAAGAAAAAAAAAAUAAGAAUAAUAAAAUACUGUUAAUUUCAGUUUUAAAAGCACAACUGUAGAAUUACAGAAUGGCCAAAAAAAAAAAAAAACCAUAAAAAACCCAUCUCCCUGAACAUAGAGAUCUUUUUUUAAUUUAUACCUUUUAAUUUGAUCAGUCGUACAAAGGGGGGAUGAAAAAAAAAAAAAAAGAAAAAAAAAAGAAAAGAAAAAGAAAAA